Molecule: messenger RNA, 1437 nt
Organism: Lacerta agilis (Sand lizard)
Lineage: Eukaryota; Metazoa; Chordata; Lepidosauria; Squamata; Lacertidae
Gene: CLBA1
Product: clathrin binding box of aftiphilin containing 1
Exons: 6
Coding region: 364-1398 (344 amino acids)
Biological process (GO): intracellular transport
Cellular component (GO): trans-Golgi network membrane; AP-1 adaptor complex
Molecular function (GO): clathrin binding
Source: RefSeq, a predicted model, not a curated record
GCUCCCAAUUCCCUCACCGCGCGGGCCUUCCGGGGCUCAGCCGACGCCUCCUACUCCUCCAGGCCGAGGUGCUCGAGCUCCCUUCCCCCGAGCAGGGGGCGAAAGGGAAGGUGGAGGAGGUGGGCAGACAGCAGCCUGAAAUCUGGAUUGGGAAGCAAGUUAAGACUGAAAAACAAGCACUGCAUUGAUGACUUAGGGAGACUUUGAAGGACACACUUGUUUUGCUAAGCUACAUUUUCGCAAGCUAUUCAAGGCACAAUGAAGCACCCAUUAUGUUUUUGAAACAUUAACGGUUUUGUCUUUUGCUAUCGGCCAUGUUUUUUGGUUGAUGUUCAUGAAUUUUAUUGCUGUGAUAACAGAAAAAUGCAAGACCAGAAUUUAGUGGAAAUACAUAGUGGUGCGGAAGUUUUAAGCCAGUCAAUUUUGAAACCACUGUCAACAGAGACGGGUGCCACCUCUCUCGGUGAAAACAGCAGCGGAACUGAUGUACAUUGUCUAAACCAAAAUGGACAUUUUGAUGAAAGCUCAGAACUGGAAAUGAUUCAGAAAAACCUUCCUGUCGAGUGUGGUGACAAAAGGAUUUAUGAAGCAUCGCUGGAGAGUCCUGACACCAGCUUGGUGGAAUCCAGCAGUACUUGGGGUGACUUUGAAGGUUUCAGUGAGGUCAAGCAGGAGAAUUUAAGCAACACCUUGGAGUCUUUGGAGAAGCCAAAUGGAAAACAAACUUACACAAAUGAUGCAGAUGUCAGUGAUAGCUGCGUCACUACCUCAUGCGGACAGUUCUUUUCCAAAACAACUGGACACAACAGAAAAGAAACAUUUGCUAACACUUCAGUGAAGGCAGUCCUCAGCUCUGAAGAUAUUAUUAAACUGAGUUUUCCAGAAGUUCCUGUACUACAGUUCUUGGAGAAAAUUAGCAGCUUGGAUCAAGUACUUUAUACAAAAACAGAAGACACAGACAUUCCUGAAUGUACAACGAAACAACUUUGCACUGACUCUGGGAAUUUAUGGAAAACUCUUACUCAAUCCACUAACCCUUCCAGUUUAAGACGUCCUUGGAAUGAAUCUCAUUACCAAGAAAACCUGCUAGCUGUGCUUGGAAUAGAUGCUCAUCAAAAGGCUGUUCCAGAAGGCAAGAAUGAUAUUUUGGAGACUAGCAUUAGUGAAAACGAAGAUUCCAAUGUUGACAAGUUCAACAUUAGCACUUGUAAAGCACUAAUUCAAACCAAGCUUUCUGUAUCUCCUGCUCCAAAACAGAGCCAUCUCUUUUCCUAUAACCUUUUCUUGAAGAAGACCCCAUCUGGUGGAAAUAUGCAAUAUAUCACAGUUCCACAGAAGAAGAGGAUUUUUACUACACGAAGCCUAAAGAUGAAAAUGUUCAGCAGCAAUGUUUGCUAAUAGCCAACAUACUUCUGUUGUUUUGAUCUUUUUUUUUUU